CGGAGAGUAAGGAGCUGCUGGAAAACUGUGCCUUUCUGUCCGAGACAUUCACAUAUCAAUAAAGGGCUGUAUACCCACGGCUGCGUCAGUGCCAGAUCAGAGCCGGAGUUCAGCUUCAUACGCUGCACAGAGACACUCAGAGUCCAUCAUGAAGUCUCAGCUCAAGUGCAUUGUGAUCUUUGCGCUGGUGUGCUGCUGUGCGGUGCUGAUCGCACUGAUAUUCUCUGCUGUAGAUGUGUGGGGGGAUGACGAGGACGAUAUCACUGAAGGGAAAUGCAGCAGUUCCUGCCGUGUUGUGCUUGUUGAAAAUAUUCCAGAAGAUCUGUCCAUUCCAUAUAAGGACACAGUUUCACUGGCCGCUGGUCUCCAUGAGCUUUUGGAUCAAGCACAUCGAUCUGUUGAGAUCGUGUCACCAUGGUGGGCACUGAACUCUACCGAGUAUGAGUCAAAACCUCCCCAGGCCAAACAGGGUCAGAUCUUACUGCAUCAGUUGAUGAGUCUGCAGUCUCGGUCAGUCAGUUUGAAGGUGGUCAGUGGACUAACGCAUUCCUCAGAGCUCAAGGCACUCACUCAGAAUGGUGCCGAGGUGCAUUACCUGAACAUGACAGCCCUCAUGAACGGUCAGCUCAACUCCUCCUUCUGGGUGGUAGACAGGAAGCACAUGUACAUAGGAAGUGCUGGCAUGGAUUGGAGGUCACUCUCUAUGAUGAAGGAGUUGGGCAUCAUUAUUUAUAACUGCAGCUGUCUGGUGUUGGACCUGCACAAGAUAUUUAGCCUCUACUGGCAACUGCAGUAUAAAGAGUUUUUGCCAUCAAUAUGGUCCAAGAAACUGAACGCUCUGUAUAACAGAGACAACAACCUUCAACUGCAUCUGAAUGACACGGAAGCAAAAGCAUACUAUUCAAGUUCUCCAGAUGUUUUCUGCCCAAAAGACCGGACGAAAGACCUUGAGGCCAUUAACAGAGUCAUUCAACAGGCUGAGACAUUUAUCUACGUCUCCAUAACCAACUAUCUACCAAUGCUCAACCGCAACCAACCCAAGUACUGGUCACGCAUUGACAACAUGCUCCGAGAAGCCUUGAUUGUGAAACAAAGCAUCAAAGUACGCCUGUUAAUAAGCUGUUGGGAGCAGACUGACCCACUGACAAUGAACUUCCUGUGGUCUCUCAAAGCACUGUGCACAGAGUCAUUACGCUGCUCAGUAGAGGUGAAGUUCUUCAUUCCACUGAAGCAGAGCAAUGGACAUCUCUAUGGAGUGAAUCACAACAGAUACAUGGUGACAGACAGAUCUGUGUAUAUAGGGAAUUUAAACUGGGUGGGCGACGAGUUUGUCUACAGCGCCGGUGUUGGUGUUGUGAUCAGUCAGCAGGUGAAGAACAACUCAACUGUAGUUGAACGGAUGAAAGCUGUCUUUGAACGAGACUGGCAUUCCCACUACAGUAAAACACUCCAGCCAAACAAGAUCCCAGCAUGCAGCAUGCACACGGCAAACGAUUCUCUCUAAAAACAUGUUUUUAAGAUCACAUGCAAACCUUAAACUUAUCAAUCAAUUUGUUAGCUGUUUCCUUUCAAUUCUACCAAACACUUCGAGUUAAUAUAGCAAUCAAGGCUUUCUAUCGAAACCAUCUUUGGUAAGGUUAUAAAUAUUUUCUUUAUUGUUUGGCCCAGGUUUCACCUGUUAUUAAGAUGCAUUUUU
Carassius carassius (crucian carp) is the source of this 1696-nucleotide messenger RNA. Its product is annotated as inactive phospholipase D5. The transcript is spliced from 10 exons. Gene Ontology annotation, molecular function: catalytic activity. NCBI's taxonomy places the organism in Eukaryota, Metazoa, Chordata, Actinopteri, Cypriniformes, Cyprinidae. The coding region runs from base 149 to 1504 and encodes 451 amino acids. The record is from RefSeq and is a predicted model, not a curated record.